AUGACUAGCGAAUCGAGUAGAGCAAGUGGUUUUGUUGGACGUAAAUUUACUCUUGGAAAUGGCCCACUUGCUACAGUACGUCGGAUAAACGAUUACUUCGACGAUGCAGACUCCAUUUCGCAAGCGCUCGCUGAUCUCGUCGGGCUAUUCGAUAACAUGAAAUUCAGAGAGUAUAGUCCUGACGAAGACGACGAGUAUAUUAUCGAGGAGACUCGGCUAACAGCGAAGCCAAACGACACUUUUAAGGCUAUCAAACAGUCCUUCCAAUUACUAAAUCAUACUCUGAACAAAUCCGAUGCGUACUCUCGCUUCUCGCGCCGAGAGGGAGCGAUCUUUCUCGUCGACCAUCUUCUCACUUGCCAGACGCCCAAUUUCCCCACGAUGAUGGGCAUGCUCAAUAUGCGCAAGAAACAGAAGUUCCACAAAGAUUUCCCCGUCAACAAACCGAACAAUUGUAUUCGCCUUCAACCGGAGAUGAAGAAAGACCCUCGUAAAGAUCUAAGAGAAUUGAGGAAAGAAGCCGGCGAUCUCCCACUCUUUAUGUCCCUCGAGAUUAUGCCCAGGUCGAUUACUAAAAAAGAGGAGGACAUGGAAAUUACGAUGAUUCCUGGAAAAUUAAACGGAAAGGGGUCGAGAAGUGAAAAUUUAACGAGGAGACGGCCCAAGAACCCCCCGCUGAAGCAAAUACCCGACAAAGCUAAUCACCAACGAAAGAGAGCUUCCGGAGAAAAAGCCGCCGAACGGAUAUCGGUUAUCAACAGAUCUAAAAAGGUUAAAUUAAAGAAAAAACUCAAGCUUCCAGCUGGCAUCAGUAGUCGGAAAUUCAGGCGAAUGAGACAGUGCUCAGUUGUCAUCGAGCGACUCGAUCCCAAGAAAUACAAAAAUUUGCUCUUGAACUAA
Oikopleura dioica is the source of this 900-nucleotide messenger RNA. The record is from the annotation of a GenBank genome assembly. NCBI's taxonomy places the organism in Eukaryota, Metazoa, Chordata, Appendicularia, Copelata, Oikopleuridae.